AUGAAUUCACUAAAGUCCUUAUUGCUGUUAUCGCUCACCACGACGUUGGCUCAAGCACAUAGCCACAGCCAUAAUAGCAAUGCGCAAAAACCAAUAGUGGCUUCAUCGAGCGAUUAUACCUGCCAACAUCCCGCGUACCAGAGCCACAUAGUAUCUAAGUCGCCAUUGGUGAUAUAUCUGGCAAACUUCAUCACAGCUGAAGAACGGGCUCAUCUACAGGAGAUAACCAAAGACACAUUCUCGCACUCCGCAGUCGCCGACUCCUCCGGCGCCCAAGGCCUGCGGCAGACGCGGACCUCGCAAUCGACCAACGUGCCGCGGGACGCGGUGGUGCGGUGUAUCGAGGAGCGCGCCCUGCUAUUCCAAGGCUUCGACGUGCCGCGCGCGCACCUCGAGCCGCUGCAGCUCGUGAAGUACGGGCCGGGCGAGCGGUACCACUUCCACACGGACUGGUACACGAACGGCGCCGCGCACGCGAGCGCCGCGCUCGGCGGCAACCGCCUGAGCUCCUUCUUCGCGUACGUCGCGACGACGGACGACCUGACGGGCGGCGGGACGAACUUCCCCAUGGUGCGCGCGCCGCACGACGAGCGGUGGUGCGCGUUCGUCGAUUGCGACGAGCCCUGGGAGAGCGGGGUCACGUUCCGGCCCGUCGUGGGGAACGCGGUGUUCUGGCAGAACUUGCACGAGGAUGGGUCCGGGGACCAGGCUACGCUGCAUGCUGGGCUGCCGGUUACGAGCGGGUCGAAGAUAGGGAUGAAUAUUUGGACGAGGCAAGGUCCGCUGAGCGAGGAUAUUCGAGGACCGGAUAUUUGA
Molecule: messenger RNA, 816 nt
Organism: Daldinia caldariorum
Lineage: Eukaryota; Fungi; Ascomycota; Sordariomycetes; Xylariales; Hypoxylaceae
Exons: 3
Coding region: 1-816 (271 amino acids)
Biological process (GO): peptidyl-proline hydroxylation to 4-hydroxy-L-proline
Cellular component (GO): endoplasmic reticulum
Molecular function (GO): iron ion binding; L-ascorbic acid binding; procollagen-proline 4-dioxygenase activity
Source: RefSeq, a predicted model, not a curated record